CAUUUCACAAAGAUAAAGACUCCAUUGCCCCACCAAACCCUAUACAUAUACCUAGCUACCAACGUCUCUAGCUACCAGAACAACAACAACAACAAGAAGCACUCGGCUUUCCCUCAUUGUCCGAGAGCUAAAACUCAAUACACUUCAUUUAAUUUUCUCAAAUGGCUUCUUCUGCAAUGGCUCUCACCUCCCCUUCCCUAGCUGGCCAAGCUGUCAAGCUUAGUAAAUCGACUUCUACCCUACGAGGUGAGGGCCGAAUUACCAUGCGCAAAACCGCAGCCAAGUCCAAAAAUGUAUCAUGCGGCAGCCCAUGGUAUGGUCCAGACCGUGUCAAGUACUUGGGUCCUUUCUCUGGUGAGUCCCCAUCUUACCUCACCGGAGAAUUCCCUGGUGAUUACGGUUGGGACACUGCCGGACUCUCAGCCGACCCCGAGACAUUUGCUAAGAACCGUGAGCUUGAAGUCAUCCAUUCUAGAUGGGCAAUGCUCGGGGCUCUGGGCUGUAUUUUCCCAGAGCUCCUAUCUCGCAACAGAGUCAAGUUCGGCGAGGCUGUUUGGUUCAAGGCGGGAGCCCAGAUUUUCAGUGAAGGCGGGCUAGACUACUUGGGGAACCCAAGCUUAGUCCAUGCUCAAAGCAUUUUGGCAAUUUGGGCCACACAAGUUAUCUUGAUGGGUGCAGUGGAGGGAUACAGAAUUGCAGGUGGACCUCUCGGUGAGGUGACAGACCCAUUGUACCCCGGCGGGAGGUUUGACCCGUUAGGCCUUGCAGAAGAUCCAGAGGCUUUUGCUGAGCUUAAGGUGAAGGAGCUUAAGAAUGGAAGAUUGGCCAUGUUUUCUAUGUUUGGAUUUUUUCUACAAGCCAUAGUUACUGGAAAAGGACCAAUAGAGAACUUGGCCGACCACUUGUCUGACCCUGUGAACAACAAUGCUUGGUCAUACGCCACAAACUUCGUUCCUGGAAAGUGAGACUGAGAGCAGAGAAGCGUUAUUACAAAGUUUGCAGGUCAUUGUUCUUGUGAAAUGGGGUUUCAGUUAAUAUGCUUAUGUUGAUGAAACUUGUUGAUCUAAGAGGAAUAUAACAACAAAUAUGCUUUGAGUU
This is a messenger RNA of Pyrus x bretschneideri (Chinese white pear), 1098 nucleotides long. Its product is annotated as chlorophyll a-b binding protein of LHCII type 1-like. The coding region runs from base 162 to 965 and encodes 267 amino acids. Gene Ontology annotation, cellular component: plastoglobule; chloroplast thylakoid membrane; chloroplast envelope. The record is from RefSeq and is a predicted model, not a curated record. NCBI's taxonomy places the organism in Eukaryota, Viridiplantae, Streptophyta, Magnoliopsida, Rosales, Rosaceae. The transcript has a single exon. Gene Ontology annotation, biological process: photosynthesis, light harvesting in photosystem I; response to light stimulus.